AGUGGAGAUCUCAUGAUUUACGUUUUGCCGCCAAAUUAUUACGCUUUGUAGAACUCUGUUGAAUUGAGAACGAGAAGAACGAGAAAUUUAAUCUUGCAUAGACUUGUCAGCUUGUAUCCAUUUGAUUACGCUUAUACUGGGAGAUAACACGUGUUUGCAAGAUGACAUCGGUUGAAAUAAGAGAUUGGACACCUGAAUACUAUAUCUCAAAUGAGUCGAACUGUCAGAAGAUUUUAGAAAAUCAGAAUGUACUGACAAAAAUACCUUUAUUAAACAAUACUCAAUUGCAUGACAUCAAAGACAAAGAGUUGGUGAGAUUCCGAGGGAUGAUUCAGGAUAUGUACAAUCCUGAGUAUUAUUUGAAGCAAUACGAAGUGAAGAACACAAACAAUGGGGAAUGUGACAUUAGAUGUGGAAUGUUCAUGGAUGCAGCUCAAUGUUUGCCGCACGAAGAAGUUUUGUUAUAUUCCAAGAAUAAUCAAACCUCGGAAAGACAAACUUAUGUUGUGAUCUCUAUACCUGGAUUAAAUGACUGGGCAAAGGAAGAGAGCAUGGACACACAGACACCUCGUACAACGAUACACAAUGACAGUACCAAUAAAAGGAAUCUAGAUGAUAACGACUUAGAAGAAAUGGACUGCCCGGAACCUGUUACGAAAAAAGAAAAAAUCUCUGCAGAUAAUAAUGAUGUAAAUAUGACCGAUGUUGAAGGCAGUGCAAAAGUUCAAAGUGUGUUAUCAAAAGAUCAUAUAUUGAACUUUCCGAUUCCAAUUGAUGGUGGAAAAACUUGUAUAGCAAAGAUUUAUAUGGAGACCGUCUUAAAAUUGAACCAAGUUAUAGAUAUAAUAGGAUUUAUAUCGUUGGAUCCAUUAUUAAGUACAAUCCAAAGUUCCGAUGAUGAGAUGAAUGAAGCUGAAAUACAAACUCAUAAUCCACCAGCUUCUUUAGUACCUCGAUUACACGUAGUAAAAAUAAUUGAGCUUACAAAAUCUAAAAUUGUAAAUGCUCCAGAAAUUUUAUCUAAAGCACAGCUCAUCAGAGGUGAUUUGCACAUAAUAUUGAGUCAGUUGCUAUUUGGAGAUACUGUAGCUGCAGAUUACAUGAUAUGCCACUUGCUUUCUAUGGUGUAUCUGAGAAAAGAAUUAUUUAGUCUCUUUUCAUUUCCGUUGAAUAUAACGAAUUUUCCAGCGAAUGAACAUAAAACUUUUCCGAAGGAGUUUUAUAACUUUUUAAAAUUAUUUGUAAAGAAAAGCCACUUUUUGAAAAUUACUUUGGAGAAUUUGAAUGAACUAGCUUUAAUUCCAAAGAAGGACUACGAAUGUAAUAGACUGACAAGUGGUAUUCUCCAACUAAGCGAUAAUACACACCUUGUAUUAGACGAGACAGGCUUAAACCCUGGUACACUUACUGCAACUGGCAAGGAGAAUUAUAAAGCUCUCUCCGAUUUACUUAUGUUUCAAAAACUAAAAUACGACUUCCAAUUUUAUACAAUAGAAUACGAAACGGACAUUCCGAUUCUAAUCUUUUCUGAUGUAAAAUCGUUUGUUCCUUGUCCUACGCAAAUUGUUUUAAAUGUUGAUGCAGAAACGGAAAAUUUAUAUAGUCAAGUAACUGAAGCUGCACAUCAGUAUUUGAAAGACGAUAAUCGAUUAGUUAAUAUUCGGCAAUACAUAGAAACUUUGAAGCACACAAGGCCCUUCAAUCUUACCGAAGAAAUGACAAAAAUCAUUCAAAAAGAUUUUGUGAAGUUGCUCAGAGAACACAGGAAUCAUAUAACUAAGGACGAUCUAAACGCAAUGGUGAUUUUCGCCAAAAUUAUGGCCUUAUCUUGCGGACAAACAACGUUAGAUAUAGACUGCUGGAAGAACGUUGUGCAGUUAGAAACGGAAAGAAUGAGUAGGCUGCCACAGCGCAGAAGUUAGAAACCAUAUUCCUGUGCCAUCUUAUGCACGCGUGUGUCCUGUUUCGUCGAGAUACGCAUUGUCAAGGACUCUC
Messenger RNA from Trachymyrmex cornetzi, 1995 nucleotides. RefSeq names its product mini-chromosome maintenance complex-binding protein. The coding region runs from base 162 to 1922 and encodes 586 amino acids. The record is from RefSeq and is a predicted model, not a curated record. Gene Ontology annotation, molecular function: chromatin binding. Gene Ontology annotation, biological process: DNA-templated DNA replication. NCBI's taxonomy places the organism in Eukaryota, Metazoa, Arthropoda, Insecta, Hymenoptera, Formicidae. The transcript has 9 exons.